UAAGUUGCUGAAAAGGUUAAUCAAAAGAAACGUCUGGAUUUUUUGCAUUUAAUGCUGGCAUUUUUAACAUAAUUUCAAGUUAAUCGUGAAUGCCGUGACUGAUUUGAUUAAAAUAACGUCUUAAUGGUCCGCGAGGGCGACUUUAUUCAGAUCACGUGGUUAUGCCGUGACGGGAAUAUUCCAGUAGCUUGUAAAAUCUUUAAAACGUGGACUGCAAUCACAAAAUAGCGAUGAUUAAAUAGGCUGCAUAAAAUAACGUGCGUUUAUGUCUGGAGGGAAAACACAGGUAAAUACAGGUGUCGAUAAACUUCCGUCUCCAUUCACCUCUCAACGCAAGUUCAAAGUAAACGAGGCUAAUAAGAUUCAUGGUGGGAGGGUAAAAAGCCGUGUAUCUGCCGUUCAGACGUGUUUACUCCAACCACAGAGCUCGCGACAGACAGCCAGUAAUGGCCAUCCGCACGUAGGUGUGGUGUAAAGAACCAGAGUUGUGUCUGAAGCAUGGAGUUAAGCCUGGUGUAAUUCCAGGUGCGUACGAGAGCGUCAUGGAUAAAGCGAAACCGGCGCAGCUGAGAUCAGUGAUAGGGAAUGUCGGGGACGCGUUAGUCAUCACGAGCCUCGGCGCAGACACCGGUGCCUUCACAGCCUGCUUCUCGUCGUCGUGAUGCUUCAGUGAUGUAGGUUUACUAGCCGCACAGGUGGGAGCACCUCGUUUCUCUUUCUGGUUUGGGCGAAACGACGGACUAAACAUGGAUACGCCGAGGGAAACCAGGAAACAAACAAUCAAAGCCAAAUCUUCCAAGCGCAAGAAUAAGACGCACAAGUCCCAGAAGCUGUUCAGAAGGAAAUCGCUGAAAUCGCUUGGAAAUUUCAUGAGCAGGAUCGUCAAAACUUUGGGCACUUUGGCACACUUGGGGGACGCGGACCAGCCGGACGCGGCGGAGGAUGACGACGGGGGCUUCGGAGACACUCUGAGCGCCCACAGCUCCGGGAACCACCGGGAGAGCUCGGCGAGGAAGACCGCUGCGCCCUCGUCUUCUUACGGGUCUGUCAAAGAAAGACUGUCCUGGUGUUACGGCGAGAAAACCCCGGGAGUUCAGGGUCUGAAGAACCACGGAAACACCUGUUUCAUGAACGCCGUGGUGCAGUGCUUGAGCAACACGGAACUUCUGGCGGAGUAUUUGGGUCUGGAGCAGUAUAAAUGUGAAUUGGAUGAGCGGAGGAUCAACGGGAUGUUGAAGAAUGAGGAGGUCAGGGGGGAGGUGACGGAGAAGCUGGCGUCGCUGGUGAGGGCGCUCUGGACGCUCGAUUACACGCCUCAGCUCUCAGUGGACUUCAAGAGUGUUGUGUCCAAGUAUGGCUCUCAGUUCAAGGGAAACGCUCAACAUGACGCUUUGGAGUUCCUGCUGUGGCUUCUGGACCGCGUACACGAAGACGCCAACCUCUCCGCCAACAACAACCACAGCAGCAAAACCAAAUCAUCCGGCAAGGGUCCUGUGGGAUCGGAGGAGAGUUCAUGCCCCGGCCCAGCAAACUCACAGCAGCCUGGAACUCGACACAGUUUCGUACAGGAGCACUUCCAAGCCCAAUACAGGUCAUCACUGACGUGCCCUCAUUGCCUUAAACAGAGCAACACCUUUGACCCUUUCCUGUGUAUUUCUCUUCCAAUUCCACUGCGACAGACCAGGGCCCUGAAUGUGAUUCUGGUGUUUAACUCUGAAGGCCAGCGCUUUCUGAGAGUAGGGUUAGCUGUGCCUCUCUUUGGGUCUAUCUCAAUGCUCAGGACCAUGGUGGCAGAGGAGGGCAAGAUCUCUCCUGACCAGGUGAUUUUGACAGAGAUGAACUCAAAUGGGUUCCAGCGCUCUUUCUCUGAUGAAGAUGAUAUGACGAGUAUCUCAGAGAGUGAUGUCAUCUACGCCUUUCAGGCUCCACCCCUCUUCACCAGAGGAGGCUCCAUGCGAUUCUCAGGGUUCCAUCAUUCCCUCCCAUCCUCACCAUACAUUGCAGAGCCCGAAGGUCACAGGUUACCACCCUCAGGGACAUUAUCAUCUGAAUUCUUGAAUCAGGGUGGUUCUUCAAAGAUCCUCCUGUUAAUCUGCAAUGUUGCUGGAUCUGGCCAACAAGCAACAAGGUUUGGACCUCCAAUCCUGAUGAGAGUAGAACGGACCCUGUCUUGGGAUCACCUACAACAGAGUAUCUGCAAUAAGCUUUACUUAUUUCAGAAAAAUGCAAUCAUAAAGACUGCUGAACUGUUUAGGAUUCGUGUGGUGGGUGGGUCGGCUUCCUGCAGCUACCUGUCUCCCCACGACAGCAGACCUCUGUGCCACCCAACCGUGGACAGGGCCCUUAAAUUAUGCGGUCCUGGCGGCCCUCUGCACGUGAAGAUUGUGAUUGAGUGGGAGAACAGAAUCAAAGAAUGUCUCUUCGGUAGCAUUCAAGAGGAAGUUAUUGAGGAUGCAGAGAGUGUGAGAAUCCAGCAGCAGAAUCAUGUACAGCAGCACAAUUGCACGCUGGAUGAGUGUUUUCAGCUCUACACCAAAGAGGAGCAGCUGGCGCCAGACGAUGCGUGGAAGUGCCCCCACUGUAAGCAGAUGCAGCAGGGGAUGGUGAAGAUGAGUUUAUGGACCCUGCCUGACAUCCUCAUUCUGCACCUCAAGCGUUUUCGGCAGGUGGGCAAACGGCGGAACAAGCUCUCCACCCUCAUUCGCUUUCCCGUAAGCGGUCUGGAUAUGACUCCCCACGUGGUGAAACGCAGUCAGAGCAUGAAGAAUCUGGCCCCGUGGCCUGCAACUUGGAAACAUGGAGAUACUGACUUCCUUUAUGACCUGUAUGCAGUCUGUAACCACCACGGAGGCAUGCAUGGAGGACAUUACACAGCCUAUUGUAGGAAUUCAGUGGACGGCCACUGGUACAGUUAUGACGACAGCAGUGUGGAGAUCGUGCCAGAUGAGGAACUGUGCACUCGAGGGGCAUAUAUCCUGUUUUACCAGAAAAGAAAUGUCAUCCCACCCUGGUCCGCCAACAGCUCGGUCAGAGGUUCCACCAGCUCCUCCAUGUCAGAUCACUGGCUCAUCCGUUUGAAUGGUGACAGUAAAAGAGGAAGUAUGGUAUCGCGGUCUUCCACAACAUGCCCUUCUUUCAUCCCAGAUUCCCCAGAGUCUCCCGUCUUUCAAAAUGAACCCUCAAUGGAAGAGAGAGUGUCUCUAGGUGGGUUCGAAAGCAGACCUUUUGUGCGAGGAAUCCAAGGGCGUAGCGUGAGCAUGAAAAGUCCCCCCAAAACCAGAGUGCUCCCAUUGCGGUGGUCCUUUGGGAACAAAGACCGCCACAAACCUGCCCAAGCUCCUGCCAAGGCUCCUGCAGAGCUGGUGGAGUAUUUAGAGUCUGGCAGAAGGCCAAAAUGCACCAAAGACCCCAUCGUUGCCCUAAUGACUCGACCUUCCGAUAAAGAAAAUGGUAAAGAAGAAGAUAUGAAAAAAUCCACAGCCAAAUCUUCAAGCCACAGCAGCCUCGGAGCUCCAGAGUUUCUCAAAAUACCACAGGGUCAAGAAAGAAGCAGCUCAGAAAAAGCGACGGGCCAACAACCGGGCAGCAGCAGUAGACCAAGAGAAGAUGGAACCCUGACGAGACGGAGCAGCAGAAAAUCAAAACAGGACAAAUCACAGUCCAAAAACAGCUCCGGCACAGGGAUCCAGUCCAGUUCCAGUGGUCCAAGUGGGUGGGAAACAACACACAGGGGCGGUCCAGACGAGGAGCGACACCAUCUAGAGGAGAAACAGAGAAAGGGACAGGAAACAAAACACCACGACAGUGUCUUUGCUUUUCUUAAAGGCGGUUUCAUGAAGAAAGACUCGCUUCGGAGGUCUCGAGAUAGUGAAUCUGUGAAAAGGGGUGACUCAGAGGUGAAGAGCCCACCUGGAGUUUCUCUUUCCAAUGGGACACACAAAAGAACUUCAGAAGGUAAAGCUAAUAGCACUAACCAAGUUCGGAGCAGACUCGGAGAUGAAUUUGCAAAUGGCAAGGUGAGUCGUGGGUCAUCAGACAUCAAACGCUCACAAAGUUCUUCCAAUAUUCAGAGCAAGGCUGAUCUAAGCUUAAGACGGACAGCAUCUCUACACAGGAAUGGCACAUCCUCGGCUCAGCCGCAGAGCGUUCCAACGGACAGGGGCUCUCAGAACACCCUGCAACGCACACGCUACAGCACAAACUCGCUGGGCAGAAAGAAGGCAGUGCCUGAAUCAAGCUUCUGAGACUUACUUCACUACAGCCAAAUCACAAUAGCGUAGCAAACAUCUAAAAGCCCACGUAAGAACCAUGUUAAGGAAGAAAGGUUUGAAAUGAUGGCAGCACACUAUAAAGUUGCACAUACAUUUGGAAUUAGUGGAUGAUUUUUGUUCACUUUUUUCUGCUUAUAUGAAGUGCCUCUAAUUUUUUGAUUUUGUCAGAUAGUGCUUUGGCACCGGAAGUACAUUACACACUGGCCUCUGCACCAUGAACUGAAAAAUGAUUAGCCUCGGAUUUGAUUUUUAUGUGCCACUUAUCACCUGUAAUACAUGAAGGGAAUCACUAUAUAUAUAUAUAUAUAUAUAUAUAUAUACUUUUCAGUUUCAUCUUUUAUGAUUCUGUAGAUUGUACUGACUGGCUGCUAACCUCUCAUGGGUUUUCGUGACAUUUAUCAAGGAUGUCAGUUCUCGCACUUUCAGUGAAUUUCUUGCACCACUGUCUGACUUAGUCAUGCUCUCAGACCAAAACAUAAAGCUUAUUAAUUUUUGCUUGUUUUGCAGUAUGCAUUAAUACAUUUACGAAUAUGUAUUAUACAAUUCUUUUAUAAAAUCUAACAGAAUCUAAAGGGGUGGGAUACGUUUCUGCUGCUCUGUCACACAUGUACACAACGUGUUAGACCGAACACCUCUAAAACACCGUCACUUCUGAAAAGCACAAUCAACCUCACCUUAUCACCAGUGCUGUAAUCCAUCACAUAAACCUAGUUAGAAUGCAGUAAGUUUACUCACCCUCAUGUUGUUGCAAGCAUUCGAUUUUUUCCGAUAUUUAACCACUAACACAGAUGUUAAGCAGGGUGUUCAUGCCGCUCUUUUUCAUUUAAAGAAAGUUAAUGGUAACCAGCAACUAUCAAGCUCUAAAGUGAUGUUCUGAUUGGAUAGAAUGCGUUGUUUAGCAAGUACAAGUAUCCAUCUGAAGUAUUGUUUAGUAUAAUUAUAAAAACGCACCCCUUCUGUUCAAGGUGCAUGUCUUUUUGCUGUUUAAUCAUAAUUCAUGAAAAAUUAACAAGUGCAUUUAUAGUGUUUCCAGUGUUUCAAUACUGGACUGAAGAAAGUUCACACACACAAAAUAUGAGUUAAUAAUGAUAUUAAGAAUAAUGUUCAUAUUUAAUAAUAAUAUAUUUAAUAUUAAGUAUUGUUUUCUUUCUUUUACUCUCUAAUAUGGAUUGUUAGUGUGCUUUUUGAUAUAUUUGUAGCUUGACACUCCCAGUCACCAUUGACUUUCAUUGUAUGAGAAAGAGCAGUGUGUAUAUUUUGCUGAGGUGUUAAAAAAGAAAGAAGGUUUGAAACAACAAUGUCAUUUUUUUUCUCAUCUGAAGAUUUUUGAUGUGCUCUAAUAAUGUGGAGAUCUAGCAAUACCAAUGACUGCAGAAUAAAGAAAAGCCUCAUUGUAACCAGUAAAGUGACCUUAAAGAGUAGACGUUAUCGUUUGAAAAACAACCGUCAGAAAAUAUCAUAUUGUCAUCUUCCUAUUUGGACUAAUUGGGUCCAUAUUGUCCUUUAAUCUGACGAAUCAGACAAGACAAACUCUCACGCUAUCCCUCUCUAGAAGCAUUGACAUAGCCUGAAUGCAGCUCAUUACUACUAAAUAUGCACAGCAAAGCUCAUUCUUCUGCAAAUAUAAAAAAACAUUUGCAUUAUCAAGGAUUUAAAUAGCUUUUUUCUCUCCGUGCGAUUGUGACUUAAUAUAUCAAACUGAAUCAAAAUCCCACGCAGAGCAAACACACAUUGCGUAUGAUGGGGAAUAUUCAUUAGCUCAUCAAAUGUAAAAUACCAUGUUUAUUUCUUUGCAAUCUAUCGGAAUUUCUUCCAACAUUAGGCUCAUUGGAAAAAUGUGCCUCUAUCUCCAUUUUUUUUUUAAAAACUCGUAUCUAGUUCACCUUUGAUGAACACUAGUGGAUGUAAAACACGUAUUUUAAACUAAUCAUGACUACAGGAGCAGAUUAUUUAUUAAUAAAGUCUUAUUUUUGCUGUUCCUUGCACAAUAUUAUGAACCGUUUAAGACCAAUACUGUACAAUACUGUGUUUGCAUCAUGUGACCAGCUCCAGCUGAUACAGUAAACUUGCUCUGUAACUCAUCUGGUGCAAGUCACAUUCGUGCUUAACACGGCAAAUAUGUCUUAUAUUAUGAUUUGAACAAUUUGAUGUGAGUGGCAUUGUAUGUCAGAUGUCACAAAUGUCUCAUUCAACGACCCGUGUAGUGAAGCAGUUUGGAGGAGGAUGAAACAUUAGCAGUACUUCUUCGGGCUUGACUGCAAGAUGCAACAUAAAAUAAUUUGUCCGAAACAUUGCCGCGGGCACGUUUUUCCAGUGAACCCCGAGUACCGUAUGCAGUAAAGUUUGAAUUGCACUGUAGAAUAAGGUUUAAUAAUUGUAAUAAACAUUCAGAUAUGAUGUUUCUAUUAUACAGUUUGUAUUAGUUUUUGUUGAUCUAAAUAUAAGCAGAGAUAUGAAAUGAAGGCUUGUUUCGUUUUCUACCUAUGUUCAGAACAAAGGACAUGACUGUCAUAAGAAAACAAGUGCACACUUUUUAAUAUGGCAUUUAUUUAGUCCAUUACGGUACUGUAGAGCGUGUACCAGACAUAUAGGAUUCACAGUUUUCAGCAUAAAUUGAAAAACAUACAUGGAAUUGUUUUUCUCUUUUUUUCUGCUUUGUUGAAAUUUUGUACGAAGCCCACUAAAGGUUUUUGUCUUCUUCUAUCAUCAUUUAAUCAUCCCUGUUAUUUUGUUGAGUAUAUCAAAGGGGUUAUGCAAAAAGCAGCAAUUACAUUUUUUUUCCUUCUCCCAUGCUUCCAAAAAGAUCCUACUUUUCACUAUGCUUGAAAUAAUGAACACUUGUACUGACAAGACAAUGAAUGAAGGAAUCUUACCCUGAAAUGCUCUCUUUUUUAUUGUUUGUUUUUGGAGAUGUUUUAUAUGCAACAUUUUAUAAUCAUUUUAUAAUGUAUUUGUAUAUAUAUAUAUAUAUAUAUAUAUAUAUAUAUAUAUAUAUAUAUAUAUAUAUAUAUAUAUAUAUAUAUAUAUAUAAAAAAAAUCAAUGGAUAAUAUAUCUGGGAACAGUAUAUAUGUAGUUAUAGAUUAUAUGUACAAUCGAAUGAUCAUUGUAUUAUUGCACAAGAGUACAUGUCCUGCUGUCAAGAUGCUUACAUAAAGGUUUAUGUGGACCUGUGUCUAUACAAUAACAACAAACGGAUAUAUUUUUGUAUAAUUUCUAAAAAUUAAAAAGACAUUGGUAUUCA
Messenger RNA from Puntigrus tetrazona (Sumatra barb), 7513 nucleotides. RefSeq names its product ubiquitin specific peptidase 43a (gene usp43a). The transcript is spliced from 15 exons. Gene Ontology annotation, biological process: protein deubiquitination. The record is from RefSeq and is a predicted model, not a curated record. Bases 747 to 4244 code for a protein of 1165 amino acids. Gene Ontology annotation, molecular function: cysteine-type deubiquitinase activity. NCBI's taxonomy places the organism in Eukaryota, Metazoa, Chordata, Actinopteri, Cypriniformes, Cyprinidae.